Molecule: messenger RNA, 4080 nt
Organism: Gadus morhua (Atlantic cod)
Lineage: Eukaryota; Metazoa; Chordata; Actinopteri; Gadiformes; Gadidae
Gene: cxadr
Product: CXADR Ig-like cell adhesion molecule
Exons: 7
Coding region: 106-1257 (383 amino acids)
Biological process (GO): homotypic cell-cell adhesion
Cellular component (GO): intercalated disc; basolateral plasma membrane; bicellular tight junction
Molecular function (GO): cell adhesion molecule binding
Source: RefSeq, a predicted model, not a curated record
AGGGAGCGGAGUUUCGGAUGCUUCAGUAGAGUGAGCUGCUCUUUCAAAUUCACCACAAGUCCGUCUGACCAAGUUUCGAGAGAGUCUGGGAAUAGAGCAAAAGUUAUGGAGUUCGUCGGACCCCGAUUCUGCUGUGUGAUAUUUGCUCUAAUGACAGGGCUGGCCUCUGGUCUGGAGCUGGCCAUCACAGGCCCAUCGACCAUUGAAAGAGCCAGUGGACAAACGGUGAAGCUGGAGUGCCAGUUCACCCUGGGCCCUGACGACCUGGCCCCCCUGGACAUCGAGUGGAGCUUGCUGGCCUCCGACAACCAGAAGGAAGACAAAGUGGUUAUCCUUUAUUCCGGCGACCGGGCCUUCGAGGACUACCCUGUCAUGAAGGGUCGCGUCCACUUCAACUCGGCCGACCCCAAGAACGGCGACGCCUCCAUCAACCUGACGGGGCUGCGCUCGACGGACACGGGCACGUACCAGUGCAAGGUCAAGAAGGCCCCCGGGGUACGCAGCCGCAAGAUCCUGCUCACCGUCAUGGAGAAGCCCUCCCGGCCCCGGUGCUACGCUGAGGGCCCCACCGAGGUGGGCAAGGACGUGAUGCUGAGAUGCGUGUCCGCCCAGGGAACCCACCCCCUGCAGUACAUCUGGGAGAAGAUCAGCGACAGCAAGCUGCUCCCCGCCAUCGCCGUGCUGGACCCAGUCGGAGGCACCGUCAACGUCAGGAACGCGUCGGCCGGCGUGUCGGGGACGUACCGCUGCAGGGCCAAGAACCUGGUGGGCUCGGAGGAAUGCAUCCUGCACCUCAACGUCACCCCACCCCCCAACACCGCGGGCAUCAUCGCAGGCGCCAUCAUCGGCGUUCUGCUGUUCCUCAUCAUCCUCGCAGUCAUCCUCGUCUGCUGCUGCCGCGCACGCCAGAAGAAAAAGUACGAGAAGGAGAUCUGCAACGAGAUAAGGGAGGACGUGCCGCCGCCCAAGAGCCGCGUGUCGACGGCCCGCAGCUUCACCAGCGUGGGCAGCCACCGCUCCUCGCUGGGCUCCAUGACGCCCUCCAACCUGCACGAGUACGCCCUCAAGCCCCAGUACGACAAGAUCCCCUCGUCCGAGGACUUCGACAGGCCGCCCAGCCGGGCCCCCAUGGCCGCGCCCAUCUUCACCGCCCCGGCCCCGGCCCCCGCGCCCAGGGUGGCCGGGCCCAACCUCAGUCGCAUGGGAGGCAUCGCCGUGAUGAUCCCCGCCCAGAACAGGGACGGCUCCAUCGUGUAGCCAGGCCCGGAGUCCUCGACUGUCUGCCUCGGGGGUGGUGGUGGGAGGUGGCGGGGAGGGAGAGAAUGUGCUGACGGACUGGGAUGGGAUGGGAGGGGGGAGGGAUGGGAGGGGCGGGAGGGAGGGAGGGAAGAGGGGAUUGAAUGGGACACCAUCCGAUGUGGACAGCCGGAGAAGGAGUGCCGGGCGAGCUAGGCCUGACUUGUUGCUCUUUUUUGUCUAUUUCCAAACGCGGGGAGACUUUCGACUUUCUUCUGUGGAGGCCUGGUUCCAUUGUGUUUUUUCUGGUGAAGGAGAAGCAACACGGCCAGAAGCUCCAAAAACACAACUACAACCCACUUUGGAACACAUUAACUUUAUACCGACAACACAAAUGAUACUGCUUUUAUCACUCUUUACUUUUUGGGACCUUUCUCACAUGAAACGAAAUAGAAGGGGCGUGAGAUGUGAUGAACGUACCCUUCAGAUUUUAUUGUAUAUAGUGGAACGCAUGUUGUCGUUUUUAUCAAUUCUAGAUGGCCCUUUCUAUGGUGACGUGUUGAAGAAGUGACCGUGGCCCCUCUUUUGGCCAGGCAUAUGUAUACAGCUCUAUGCAUGUAUGUAUGUAGGUAUAGGAAUGCAGAUUGCAACUGUGUGCUUUGUGCAGGAAUGUCAAUAGCACACAGUGGAGGGGUUAGGUGUAUUUAAGCAACUAUUGAUUUGCUGCCCACAAUGAUGAAAUACCCGUUGGGGGACACACUCUUAUUGUUAUUAUUUUAACCAUGUUCUCUGUGAACCAUUGGAAUUCAUCUUUUUUCAAUUCCAUGCAUUCUGAAUUUUUCAAUUCCUAACAAUGAAGGCUUAAAUAUAUGAAGGGGUUUGAGCCACAGUAAGACUACUAACGAAGGAACCGGUUCUAUCUGAAGGAAUCCAAGCAGCCACACAUGGAGUCGGAUCACGUUCUCGCUCUCUACAUAGAUGGCGUUUGCAUUGUUAACCAGCCCCUGGGACAUGGAGGUCAGCUCGCUGCGAAUGAGAGAGCAGCAGUUUGAAUCGUCCAGUUUCAGGUUCCCUACAGGGUGGGGGGGGGGGGGGAGGCAGAGGGGAUUGGGCGCUCGCGAGGUGGAGCAACUCACCGCUGCUUGCCAUUGGUGGACUCAUGUGUACCGGCUUAGCUUGAAAACAAUUGGAGAACAUCGCCCCUCCUCGCAAUGGGGGUGCAAGAGGGAGAGAGGGCAGUGCGUUGGAAAUUAGUUGGGACAAAGUAGACCGCAAGGUUCACUAGGCAAUCACAGCUAAGCGGGUUUGACUGAAGCUAGAUCCCCCCCUCCACUCCCAUCCAACCGACGCGAACGCACAGAGACACGCAGAUACACACCUUAUUAGCAGGAGCUCCGCGGCCCGUGUUAAUUUAUCAUCUGGAGCGCCCGCGACCCCGGCCCAAAGGCCUGACGUACUUAAUCCUCCCUUUUGCACUUGCAUUACAGGCAGCCAAUAUCUUGAUUAACCUUCCCUCCCCGCGGUCAAUACCAAAUCCCCCCGCCGCCGCCGCCGCACUAAUUGGACUUUGUAAGGCGGAAUACAAAGAGCGCGACCGAAAGCGCACGUGACGGCGUUAAAGAAUAGACGCCCGACAAAAGAAGGUGAACCGAGACCCAGCAGUGUUUUUGUGUGUUUGUGCAAGUGUGUGUGCUGUGUGUGUAGACUCGUUUUGAGUUUGUUUACACUACGGUUCAGGGUGUUUGAAGCAGGCGUGGUCACCAGAAGAGAGAGAGAGGGAGAACUGUUGUUCGUUCCAAUCUCUCUUUGAAAACCAUAUCAGUUUGUAUUGUUGCACAGAAGAUUAGAAAAUGGAGGCCAAUCACCGCACAUUGUCCACCUCAUCUCCCUCCAAACAACCUAAACACGCAUGCAAACACGCAUAAACCAUUUUCUCAUUUUCCAUAUUUUUUCGAUAUCCAUUGUGCCUUGUCCCCCGUUGCCAUGAUUUUUUUUUUUUUGUGUAUUUUAUUCGGUACACAGCUGCGGCUGGUCCAUGGUUCUGGUCCACUGGGCCUUAUUUGGGCAUUGUCUUUUAUUCCCCCCCUCUCCUGCCUCAGAAAAGAAUAUUUCCCCCUAUUUUUAAGUUCAUUAAUAUCCGUGCUUUUUUUCUCCCAUGACCUACAUUGGUUCUGGGCUCUAGGUUUCAUUCUGCGGAAUGGCAAUAACAUAAUAUCUAAUCCCAAACAACAGUCUUAAUGAGAUGAUCAAUGUUUGUGUGUAUAUACCAUGCUCUGCAGUGCUGUGCCCACCCCAACCCUCAUUAGAAGGGAGGGGGAGGGAGGGAGCGAGGGGAGGGAGAGAGGGAGGGGGUCCUGUCAGCCUGGAUCAGAUGCCUCUCCGACUACAGCGGGAAGGGGCCCUGUUUUGUUGUUUGCCUUACCGGGAAUGUGACGGCUGUAGAAGUCCUUCCUGUUAACUUAGCGUCACUCCGUUUUUCUACACGUAACCAACCCUAUUUCCACCUACACAACACUGCGGCCCCAGAUGGGCUGUAAAACCUGCCGACUGCUGUAGCAUCUUGGUUUGUAUAGCUGAACAGAGCCCUGGGGAAUAGACAACAACCCCACCCUCCCCCCUCCCUCUCCCUCCCUCCCUCUCCCUCCCACCUGGUAAAGACUGGUGGGAUCCUAUUGAUAUUAACCGUAGCUUCUAAAUGAGCGUACUAAUAUAGUAUGAAGAUCAUGAAGGUUUGCACACCAUGUGAAAACCGUUAUGCUUAUCUUUUUUUUUAUUUUGUGUGUUUGAUCUUUUUUUGUGCUGUAUUUUUGAAUAAUAAAAUUCCACAAACAAAAACGAAAGAAA